AUGAAUGUGGACGCGGCCUUUUGCCCGGCCUCUGGAGAAUCGGCAGCAGGUGUAGUUAUCCGUGAUCACCAGGGUGCCAUCAUCCUAGCAGCAAGUAUGGUUGGAACAAAGUGCAGGGAUGCGGAAGAAGCAGAAGCUACUGCUAUAUAUGAAGGUUUGAAGAUUGCUGUGGAGUACAACCUGACACCCUCUUCCCUGGAGUCUGAUUGUGCUAAUGCGGUUGCAGCUGUCAACAAUCACUCAGCUAUUUCUUCUGUGAACUGGCAUAUUUACAAGAACAUAAAGUUGUAUACGAGCGUGCUGCCUAACUGUAUCUUAUCUAAAGUUGGUAGAAAUUGUAAUGAAGCUGCCCAUAGACUGGCACAUCUUGCUACUUCCUCUGGGUCUAGUAAUAUUUGGCUUUCCCCUGUCCCAGAAGCUGUUAGGGAAUUAUGUAAUCAAGACUCUGUAAACUACUUUGUGAGCUGA
This is a messenger RNA of Lolium perenne, 468 nucleotides long. The record is from RefSeq and is a predicted model, not a curated record. Lineage: Eukaryota; Viridiplantae; Streptophyta; Magnoliopsida; Poales; Poaceae.